ACAGACACACACACACAGACACACACAUACACACACUCACACACACAGACUGAAUGCAGUACGCAUACACACAGGAGAGAAGAGUGAGUAAGCCGUGUCCCGCCUCCACACUGUACUGUAAGGGAGGCAAGAUGAAGGAAGGAAGCAUAAUAAAAAGAAACUGAAUUACACACAGAGCUUGCUGAAUGCAGAUUACUGCACUGCUCUUGCUGCAGCCUGUGCUGGAUUCAUUGAAAGGGAUUUUUGUUGUUUUUUUUAUUUUUUUUUUAUAUUAUUAUUAUUAUCUUGUUGCCCUGGCUAUGCAGCAUAUGUGUAUGGCUUUUGCAAGGCAUUGAAUUAGUGGGAGUGAGCACACUGCUGCUGCAAGAGCUUGGAUCGGAGGAGAAAAAAUUGCAUUUGGGUCCUUGCUGCGACCGCAGGGUCACCUGGGUGGCCCCAGAAGCAUUUGUUUUUCCCAGAGAUGCUUAUGUGACAUUUGGCCACUUUUACUGAUGCAUCCGGGGGCCCCUGAACCUUUCAGAUCAUCUAACCUCUGUAUUUGUGGAAGUUCUUUCAUGGAUUCAGAUGAUCAGGGAAGUCCAACAGCAGAACCGUAUUUGGGGAAGCGAUGUGAAGAAGGGAAUGUCCCUUGAUCGAUGAUAAUGAAAACACCUUUAGGGGGGAAAUUACUGUAAAUUUACAGAACUCCACUGGAAGGAAGAGGAGGAGGGGGGGAUGAAGAAUGAAAAGGCAUCAGAGUGACACCGCUCACGCAACUAAAGUGUAACAGUUGUGGACCUUGCUUUGAGAUCUGGUUGAGGUGCGACCUUAUUUUAUUUUUCUAUUACAAUUUUUUUUUUGUAUCGUUAGAUUCCUGCCAGCCGGUCUUGGAAAUUAAAAAAUGGCUAAUCCCAGGAGAGGAGGGUACGAUCAUCGGGAGAUAGUGGUGAAAUACAUCCAUUAUAAGCUGUCACAGAGGGGCUAUGAGUGGGAAGAAGGGCGACACUUAACUGUCGCACUCUCAGAAGCUUCUGCUGCUGCUAACAAUAAUUCUUUUAAUGUUGAAGAGGUGUCUGUGACCCCGGGAGGUCCAACUGGACAUCCACCUGCUUCAAAUUUGCCUGCUGCUUCCUCUUCAGAUGAUGAAACUCCAAGUGAUGAAACUCCAAGUGAUGCUCCAGUCCUAGACAAUGCACCUGCUGCUCACAGAAGUACCACAUCUGCUGCUUCCUCUGUCCCUUUACCCCAAGCAGAAGUAGAUCUUUCCCAGAGGGACUUAAAUGCCCCCCAAGAUGCCAACCAACCGCUAGAUGAUAAUAAUGAGGAAUACGUCCCCUUACAACCCCUUCCCCGGGAAUUAUUUCAGACACUGAGGCGUGCAGGAGAUGAGUUCUCCGGUAUGUACCAGCAGGACUUCAGACAUAUAUCGGGGCUUCUCCAUCUUACCCCAUCCACAGUUCGUCUUCGCUUUGCUGCUGUGGUGGAGGAGCUUUUUCAUGAUGGGAUAAACUGGGGCCGUAUUGUGGCUUUCUUCGAAUUCGGAGGAGUUAUGUGCGUGGAAAGUGUCAACCGAGAGAUGUCUCCUCUGGUAGACUCCAUUGUUGGAUGGAUGACUGACUACCUGGACAGACAUCUGCAGAACUGGAUCCAAGAGCAGGGAGGAUGGGAGGCUUUUGUUGAACUGUAUGGCAGCAGUGUCCGGCCACCAUUUGAUCCUUCAUGGCUGUCCAUCAAGACCAUCCUAAGUAUUGCCGUCGUUGGAGCAUGCAUCACUCUAGGUGCCUAUUUGGGACACAAGUGAUAAUGUGCACGGCCUCUAAUCUAACGUCACGUAUUUAAAGGGACACUUCUACGUAUAAGACUAAUGGACCAACUGUCAAAUCAGCUAUGACUGCCAAAGGAGGAUUUGUUUCUUUCUUUUAGAUGUGUUUUCUUUUUGUAGUUAUAUUUAUUAAAUUUGUUUGCAUUUCAUGUUAAGCCUCACCAUCAGAGUAUCAUACCUGUUGUGCUAGAAAAGUAACUAGUUGCUUGUCACUUUAAUUUUUUUUUCUACCUUUCACCUCCAUUACCAGGCUGGUCUGGUUGCCAGAAUAUUUAGUAAAAUGCAAAUCUGUAUCUAAAUCAAACAAGUUUAGCCAGAACAUGAAAAGAAUACAGACUAAAACUCUAUCUGACUAUUUUGGCUAUGGCUGUCAUAAUGGUUUUAUUGGAUCAUCGCUUUUAAGAACAUCAGUGUUUUUUAAAGGAAGCCAUGAUUAAAUCCAGGAUUCAACACUGUUUAAAGAACAGCAAAAUAAAUAUAGACAUAGGCAUAUUCUAAUCAAAAUGAAUGACCUUUUCAGUACCUAAAGGACAGUUUUGGUAAGAACCGUUAAGUGGAGUAGAACAGAUGAGUACGAUUGGCCAAUUUGCACAUGUGUCUAAGAGAUCAAUGGGCCUUAAAGGGCAAAGAAAGGCACAGAUUACAUGACAAUUAACAGAAAAACCCCUCUGCCCACUCCUCUGAUUGAGUCUUACUGAAGUUGCCUUAACUAUGCCAUAUUUAUCAUAUGUAAACAGCAUAUUUUCUAAACGCCUUUCAUUUCCAAUUGGAUAUUAAGAUAUUAUUAGCCCAAUUAAAGCAAUGAUGUCAGUAUAGUGUUCACGUGCAACGCAACUUUGUUGAGCUCUUUCAGACAAAGCUGUGACCCUUGUGAUUCCAUCCAGUUACCAAAAUAAAUUGUUUGUAAAGAAUGUCAAACCUCUGAGACCUCUGCCUUUAGCAUCGUUAACAUGGAGGUAAUUGUUUCUAUAAUGAUCACAUUCAAAAUGGGAUCAUAACUUUGUGUCAAACUUUGUGGUGCUGUCAGCUCCAGUUGGAUUUAUGCACAGGGUUUUUUGAGUUGUAGUAUCCAAAUCUCUGGCUUUGGUAGGAAAGCCAGGCAUAUCUGGCAACCAGACAAAAAAAAA
Messenger RNA from Rana temporaria (common frog), 2928 nucleotides. RefSeq names its product BCL2 apoptosis regulator (gene BCL2). Gene Ontology annotation, molecular function: protein heterodimerization activity; protein homodimerization activity. Gene Ontology annotation, biological process: negative regulation of intrinsic apoptotic signaling pathway; intrinsic apoptotic signaling pathway in response to DNA damage; extrinsic apoptotic signaling pathway in absence of ligand. Bases 881 to 1780 code for a protein of 299 amino acids. Lineage: Eukaryota; Metazoa; Chordata; Amphibia; Anura; Ranidae. The transcript is spliced from 3 exons. The record is from RefSeq and is a predicted model, not a curated record. Gene Ontology annotation, cellular component: mitochondrial outer membrane.